AUGGCGAAAGCCGCCGCCGCAGCGAAGCCCAAGAGCGCUUCGUUGACCAACAGCAAGCCUGUGGUCAAGAAGAACGACGAUUACGCCUCUGAUGGCGUUGCCGACAAUGAUGUCUUCCUCCUACCUUUCUCCGACUACCAGGUCAUGUUUCUUGUGACCGUUGUCGGUGCCAUUGUGCGACUUUUUCGCAUCUACCAGCCUACCAGCGUCGUCUUUGACGAGGUCCACUUCGGUGGCUUCGCUUCCAAGUACAUCAAGGGCCGUUUCUUCAUGGACGUUCACCCCCCGCUCGCCAAGAUGCUCAUUGCUCUUGUUGGCUGGCUCGCCGGUUUCGAUGGAGAUUUCGAUUUCAAGGAUAUUGGCAAGGACUACCUAGAGCCAAAGGUUCCCUACGUCGCCAUGAGACUGUUCCCUGCUGUUUGCGGUAUUCUGUUGGUGCCAACCAUGUUCUUGACUCUCAAGUCUGUGGGCUGCCGUACCGCAACUGCCGCCCUUGGUGCCUCUCUGAUCAUCUUCGAGAAUGGCCUGCUUACCCAGGCUCGCCUGAUUCUCCUCGACUCGCCUCUUGUCCUUGCCACCGCAUUCACUGCCCUGGCUUUCAACUCCUUUACCAAUCAACAUGAACAGGGUCCUACAAAGGCAUUUCAGCCUGCUUGGUGGUUCUGGCUGCUCAUGACUGGCCUGGGCUUGGGUAUUACCUUCAGCAUCAAGUGGGUUGGUCUUUUCACCAUUGCCUGGGUUGGAUCUUUGACCUUGGUUCAACUCUGGGUUCUUCUCGGUGACACCAAGACAGUGACUAUGCGCAUCCUGGCAAAGCACUUUUUGGCUCGUGUUUUCUCCCUAAUCAUCAUUCCCGCAACCUUCUACAUGGCCAUGUUUGGUAUUCACUUCUUGUGCCUUACCAACCCUGGCGAAGGUGAUGGGUUCAUGAGCUCCGAGUUCCAAGCUACUCUCAACAACAAGGGUAUGCAGGAUGUUCCCGUCGAUGUGGCUUUUGGCAGCAGACUCUCCAUCAGACAUGUCAACACGCAGGGUGGAUACCUCCACUCUCACCCGCUCAUGUACCCAGGCGGCAGUCAGCAACAGCAGAUUACCCUGUACCCUCACAAGGAUGACAACAAUAUCUGGCUCAUCGAGAAUCAAACUCAGCCGCUCGAUAUCAACGGCGAGCCUAUCAAUGGCACAGGCGCUUGGGACAAUGUCAAGAACAUGACUGAGAACUACGUCCGUGACGGCGACGUCAUUCGCUUGUACCACAUUUCCACUCACAGACGCCUUCACUCGCACGAUGUGCGCCCGCCUGUGAGCGAAGCUGAGUGGCAGAACGAGGUUUCAGCAUACGGUUACGAAGGAUUCCCUGGCGAUGCCAACGAUCUCUUCCGUGUCGAGAUUGUCAAGAAGCAGUCUGUUGGCGAUCUCGCCAAGGAGCGCGUUCGAACCAUCCAGACAAAGUUCCGACUGGUUCAUAUCAUGACUGGCUGUGUUCUCUUCUCGCACAAGGUCAAGUUGCCUGACUGGGCCUCUGAGCAGCAGGAAGUCACCUGCGCAAAAGGCGGUACUCUACCCAACAGUCUCUGGUAUGUCGAGUAUAACGAGCACCCCUCGCUCGGGCCCGAUGCUGAGAAGGCAAACUACGUCCGUCCUGGCUUCCUCGGCAAGUUCUGGGAAUUGCAAAAGGUCAUGUGGCGAACCAACGCUGGCUUGGUCGAGUCUCACGCCUGGGACUCGCGUCCCGAGUCUUGGCCCAUCCUGCGCCGUGGUAUCAACUUCUGGGGCAAGAACAAUCGUCAGAUCUAUCUGAUUGGUAACCCCGUGGUCUGGUACACGUCUACGGCUGCCAUCAUUACCUACGUGCUCUUCAAGGGCAUCGCCAUUCUCCGCUGGCAGCGAAGCUGCAGAGAUUACGAUGACGCCACGUUCAAGCGUUUCGACUACGAGAUCGGUACUUCGGUCCUUGGUUGGGCUCUGCACUACUUCCCCUUCUACCUCAUGCAGCGUCAGCUUUUUUUGCACCACUAUUUCCCGGCACUCUACUUUGCGGUCUUGGCUUUCUGCCAGCUCUAUGACUUUGUCACUGCUCGAUUCCCCCUUCCUGGAAUCCGAAGCAACCCGAUUGUCAACAAGACGGGCGCUGUUGCCAUCCUGGCCGUGACUGCUGUGGCUUUUUCACUUCUGUCGCCCUUGGCUUAUGGUAAUGCCUGGACGAAGAGCGAGUGUACCAGGGUCAAGUUGUACGACACUUGGGAUUGGGACUGCAAUACCUUCCUUGACAGUUAUGAGGCCUACGACAAGAUCACUGCCAGUGCCGUUAAGGCUGCUCAGACUUCUCAGCCGGCCGCUGUCAACCAGGAAGUUCCUCCAGCUCAACAAGCACAACAGCCCAUCCAGGAUGCCCCAAACGGGGGGGAGGGCGCCGCGGGAAUCUCCGGGGCGCCCCAGUUCGAGCCCCAGGGCCAGAAGGUCAUCGCCAGGGAGGAACACGUAGAGUACAGAGACGCGGAGGGCAACUUGCUCAACGAAGAGCAGAUCGCCGAGCUUUCCGGGAAAGUAGAGUUCAAAACCAGAUACGAAACAAGGACUCGCGUCGUCGACAGCGAAGGGAACGAGAUUCCCAACGCCGAGGUGCCGGUAGCCCCGCCUCACCCUGAUGUUGAAGGACCUGACAGCAGCACCAAGAAGUCUCCAGAGGCACCUGUGGAGGAUGCUGAGGCCCAGCCGGUGAUUCAGUCCAAGGACGGUGAAAAGGAGAAGGAAGCCGAGAAGCCCAAGCCCGCAAGCGAGGGCAACGAUGCUACAGCCCAGUAA
Molecule: messenger RNA, 2805 nt
Organism: Pestalotiopsis fici W106-1
Lineage: Eukaryota; Fungi; Ascomycota; Sordariomycetes; Amphisphaeriales; Sporocadaceae
Exons: 3
Coding region: 1-2805 (934 amino acids)
Biological process (GO): protein O-linked glycosylation via mannose
Cellular component (GO): endoplasmic reticulum; membrane
Molecular function (GO): dolichyl-phosphate-mannose-protein mannosyltransferase activity
Source: RefSeq, a predicted model, not a curated record